AUGUUCCCCGAUGACUUCUGGCCCAUUCUCUUCUUCGGCUCCAGCUCCAUCUGCAUCGGCAUCUUCGCCUGUCUCACCUUCACAGUCUUUAGCAUUCUAUAUGAGCGCCGGGCCGCAGAUGGGGUGACUCACACAGUCGAAGAUGAUUCUUCCGCGGAAAGCUACUAUACGUUUGAACGGUCUUUCGACGGGUCUUUUGACGACUUUGCCUCGGCAAGUGGACAAAGGAGGGCUUCCAUUACGCCCAGGAAACCUUUGAAGCAGCAAGGCAAGGUGCUACAUACGGCCACUACUGGGCGCGAUUUCCGUUUAAGCCACUCUGGUAGUUAA
Trichoderma atroviride IMI 206040 is the source of this 330-nucleotide messenger RNA. RefSeq lists its product as uncharacterized. The record is from RefSeq and is a predicted model, not a curated record. Lineage: Eukaryota; Fungi; Ascomycota; Sordariomycetes; Hypocreales; Hypocreaceae.